AUGGGUAACCAUGACUGGAUUACAAAGUUUGCCGGUCUUCGCUUCUUCUUAACCGGUUGUGAAACGUAUUUUGUUGCACCCACUGCAUGGACUUAUAUCAAAUUCCUGCACCAAACCGAAAUUUUUCUGGCUUUGGUGUUGUCUGCAUACAACUUUGGUGCUAUUUUGGCUGGACCUCUGUCUGGAUACCUAACAGAUCGACUUGGAAAUCCUCGGUUUAUCUUUAUUUGCUCAUGUAUAACAAAAGUGUUGGCUUAUGUGAUGUAUAGUAUUAAUCUGAGUGUGUAUUUUCCGCUUUUUGGAAGACUGAUAAGUGGAUUAAGUGAUGUGGGCCUUACAGUUCUUCUAGGACAAAUUGCAUUGCAGCCCAACAAAGAAAGUCGUGCGAGAUACUUUGUACGCGCAGAAGGUGCAUAUUGUCUAGGUGCUACAUUUGGUCCAGGACUUGGAAGUUUUAUUACAUUUCGGGCCAAUAUACUUGGUUGGCAAAUAAACGAGGGCAAUUCACCUGGGAUUGUAUUAACAAUAAUAUGGCUUCUUUUCCUUAUUUUUUCCCUACUCUUACCCAACGACAUUUGGAUAGCGACCGGUGCUCGCAAUAUGGAACUGAAUUCAAUUUCCAGUGAAGACGAAACCGAUGAAACAUCGCAAAGUGAAUGUAAUCAAGAGCAACGAUUGAUCGAGAAGAAGCUGAGCAUAAUUUUAUGGGAUUCGAGAGUGUUUUGCCUACUCUUUCUUAUAUUCUGCAGCGAGACAUUGUCAAGUACAUCUACUUUCUUGGUUCCAGUACUUGCAUCGGAUCAUUUUCAUCUACAACUGAUUCAUACCAAGUUGUUGUUCUUGAAUUGUACCCUGUUUACACUGCUAGUAUUGAUUUGUAUUCAUCAAGCUUUGCGAUAUAUUGAAGAACGAAAGCUCUUUGUAAUUGCGUUAUUGAUGCAAAUUAUUGCCCUCUCAUUUCUCACGUCUUUGGCUUUCUCCUGGAAUCAAGUAACGGAUGUUCAAUGGUAUAUUAUGCUUUUAUACAUUUGUCUAGGUAUGCCAUAUUUUGCAUUUCCAUUAGGAAAUUCAAUUCUUUCAAAGAUCAUCGACCCUCGGAAUGCAACAUUUAUUCAAGGUUUAUCAUUCGGAAGUCUGCAAUCGGCCAUUGUAAUAAGUCGCGUUGUGAUUAGUUUCGUGUUUACGAAAAUGAGCUUGCUGUGUUAUUGCUUUGGUAUGUUUAUCCUUUGGUUAGCAGGUAUUAUUUGGUAUGGUACACUAUAUAAAAGAAUGGUUCCAAACGUUUGA
Molecule: messenger RNA, 1287 nt
Organism: Paramuricea clavata
Lineage: Eukaryota; Metazoa; Cnidaria; Anthozoa; Malacalcyonacea; Plexauridae
Source: the annotation of a GenBank genome assembly